Psammomys obesus (fat sand rat) is the source of this 1203-nucleotide messenger RNA. It is a transcript of the gene Pttg1ip2, whose product is annotated as PTTG1IP family member 2. The record is from RefSeq and is a predicted model, not a curated record. Gene Ontology annotation, molecular function: histone binding; RNA binding; chromatin binding. NCBI's taxonomy places the organism in Eukaryota, Metazoa, Chordata, Mammalia, Rodentia, Muridae. Gene Ontology annotation, cellular component: cytoplasm; ribonucleoprotein complex; nucleoplasm. Gene Ontology annotation, biological process: positive regulation of transcription by RNA polymerase II; regulation of centrosome duplication; ribosomal small subunit biogenesis.
AUGUGCUGGCUGAGGGGGUGGAGCCAGAUCCUCCUGCCGGUGUUCCUCUCCCUGGCUCUCAUCCAGCUAAUUACCAGCUUCUCCGACCAUAAGUUUUCUAAAACCCACUCUCACGGGAAAUGGAAACUAGAAGCAAGAUACGUUGACAGGGAAUGUGCUCAAAAGCAAACUUGUCCAUUGUGUACCAAAGAUAAGAGAUGUAUUUGGUGCCGAGAAGAAAGUGUUUGCAAAAAGUACUGUUUUCCAUAUUCUGACUGUAAAUUCAAUUCUAUAUUUUGGGCAAACUGUAGAGUGGAUAUGUUUGGAGUCGUCAUGCUGAUCCUGGUUGCAAUAUUAGCAGUAGGAUUCUUGUGGUAUUGCCUCGCCUAUUACUUUUACAUGCAGGAGUAUACCUUUUAUUAUGCAAGAAAUCAACAAAUUCCUGGAUACAACUGGAAUGCUCCUGAAGACCUGAUGACCAUGGACCUGAGCUCUCUUAAGCCUCAGAACUGCCUUUUUGGUUGUAAACUAAAGGCCGCCAAAGAUCUUUAUCACUUUAAAGUGGAUAAUAAUGAAUAUGAACACCAGCUAUCAUUAAGAAUGGUCAGUUUAAGGGCAGGGGUAAAAAACAAAUUACACAUUGUAGAGACAGGAGCAAUGGACAAUAAAGGCAGUCCAAUGAAAGCAACACUGGCAACUCUGAAAAUGUGUACAGUUUCCUUUGGGGGCUUUGGGACUCCACCACCUGUGGUCCUACGGUUGAAGUGUGGAUCCCGACCUGUGCACACAGUAGCCAUAGAGGAAGAUGCAGAGUCAGAACAUGAGUAUGAGGAGGAUGUAAAACUCUUUUUGUGUGGAAAACGAUCAGUCCCCCGAGGUGGUAACCAGGUUCCACAGGAAAAAGUAAAACUUCAUGAAGAUGAUGAGGAUGGUGCUGAAGCUGAUGAUGAUUUUGAUGAUGAGGAAGCUAAAGAAAAAGUUCCAGUGAAGCAAUCUGGUCAAGAGUCCUUCAAAAAACAGGAAAAAAAAAAAACUCCUAAAACACAGAAAGGACCUAGUUCUAUAGAAGGCAAGCAAGCAAGCAAGUAGAAAAAGGGUGUUUCUUUUCCCAAAGUGGAAGUCAAGUUCAUCAAUCAUGUGAAGAAUUGCUCCUUCCGGAUGACUGACCAGGAGACUAUUCAAGACCUCUGGCAGUGGAGAAGUCUUUUUAAGAAAAUGGUUUAA